CAAUGAUGUUCGAUUAUGGAGAAUACCGAAAUUAUAUGACGACCACUACCAGAGGAAGUCCUGAUAAAAGAAGUAGCCAUGGGUAUGAAAGAGACAUUAUCUACUCGAAUGUGUCCCCAGACGUUAUUAAAAGCAAAAAGCCCAUGUCCAAAUCUCCGUGUAAAUAAAGGAAGAAAGAAGAGACUUAUCUUUAAGCAUGAAGAAGAGAAAAUGAGUAUAGACCAAGCUGAAUGGAACCACCGACAAAGAAGGGAGAAACUCAGGGGUAGUACCUCCCUACCUAAGAUACAGAAGGGUAAGCCUAGGAUAAAGAGAGGUUCUCCCGUAAAAGUAGCUUCUCCUGUGAAACGCAGCUCUCCUACUAAGGCAGGCUCUCCCACUAAAGGAGGUUCUCCUAUCAAAGUAAAGAAGAAAAAGCGUCUGAUCAUAAGUGGAGGAAGCCCAGUGAAACUCCAAAAGAUCCAGUCAGAGAAUAAUACUAAUGCUCACGAUUCAGGAAUUGACAUAAGCCAUAUUGAGAUUAAACUGUUCCUCCAGAGUAGCUGAUUUACACACCUACAAGAGUCGAUAUCUCUAUACGGAUCCAUGAUCAGAAAGGACCAGAAUACAGAGAAAUUUGACAUCGAAACGGAAGAAGGGCAAGCUACAUGCGCGAGAUUUCUAAGCUCUCUCAAGAAUCUCUGCAUAUCAAUGGGAAUAGAGAGGUGAGACAGACAAUACAUCGAUAGAUUCUCGAAAGCUUAUAAAAUUCUAUACAAAGAGGAUAAUACUGUUUACCUUCCUGAAAUAUUUGAUAGUGCUCAAGAGGGUUACUCCCACCUCUGGGUUAAUGGUGAGAAAUAUGUAUUCUCUGAAGAUGUGCUCCAAUCAGGAGAACAACUAAAAAGAAGCUUCUAUAACUUCCAAAAAGAUUUAGAAAUAUUUGAGAGGUUAUUUAAAUAUGAAAUCAAGGACAACCUACACUUUAGGGAAGUACAAAGGAAACUAAAAUCCUUCCUAGAAAGAUUCGACAAAACAUGGACAACUUAUGAGAAGAAUUACAUCCUAGAAUUAAUGGUUAUCGAAUCUGAUUCUAGAAGAUAUGUCCAACAUGCAGUAGAUGCUAACAAAGAGCUGUCUCUCGCAGAAACUGAUAAAGCUCAUCGGUCUAAAUCACCAAAGAAAGAAAAGUCUAAGAAAAUAAAAAGUGCUAAAGAGAAGCUCAUCUGCUGUAUCUCAAAAAUCAAUUCUGUUGCUAAUACAAGUGGCAAGGGGAGAGAUGACCUAGGAAUCGAGGUUCUUGAAAUCACUGAGAAAAGGAAGAAGCAGAUAGAGAAGACUCAGUCUCCCUUCUGCACAUCAAACUACUCUUCUUUCUAUAAGCUGUAUAAUGAGAUUAUAGACUCUUUCAAUUGCCUAAGGCUGCUAUUAAGCAAAUAUUCUGAAAAUAUAGAAAUUGUGGACCCACAGCUGAAAAAUAAUCAAGAAUUGGUGGACUGAGUCACCAAAUUUGAAGAUUCUUGGAGCAAAGGAAAGCUAUAUUUCUCUGAUGACAAGAAAUUCAACUGCUUUAUCAUUCUGAGUCAAUACAUAGAUUAUCUCUGUCAGACUUAUCCUGACUUUAAGAGUCAAAUUGAAUGAAGAGAUUAUGAACUGUUCAUGAUAAUUCCUCAACUAGUCAUCCAAAGCUGUGCCUUUGAAGUAAUCAAAAACAACAUGAAUGAUCUUGGGAUGCUUAACCAGGAGAAUGAACCAAAACUUGAGUUAGGAGCUAACUUCACUAACAUCAUUGUCAACUUUAGUCAAGAAAUCAUCAAAAAUGAAGCUGCUGAAGAGGAAAAGUGUGAAGAGAAUGAAGAUGAUCCUAUAUGAUUAAAACUUUCUUCAGACUUUACUAGGCUUAUCUUCUCUAUCUACAAGAUCUAUAAGAAAUACUCAGAAACAUCAGAUUACUGACUAGACCAAGUCAAAGAAGAAUUUGAGACAGGAAUUAUUGCAGAUAAUCUGCUUCAGGAGCUACCUUCUUCUGUGACAGAAGGGUUAUCAACACUGAAGCCAAUGAGCAUUGAAUUACAAAGAGCAAAGCCAUCUGAAUGGAAUGAGCUUCUAGACAUAUGCAUGGCUUAGUUCAUUAACGUUACGAAAUCUCUGAGAGAUGCUUAGUACUUUUAUUUUAAUCAAUUCUGC
Messenger RNA from Moneuplotes crassus, 2166 nucleotides. The record is from the annotation of a GenBank genome assembly. NCBI's taxonomy places the organism in Eukaryota, Ciliophora, Spirotrichea, Euplotida, Euplotidae.